UCAUGACAACUACUCGCUUUAGACAAACAAAUGAAGAUUAUCGCAACGCUUUCUCCUAUUUUGAUGUGAAUAAAGAUGGCCACAUUACUGCCCAUGAAUUGGAAACGGCAAUGAAUAAAUGUGGAGUUUACCCAACAAAAUUGGAAUUACGGAUUAUUAUGAAUCAGAUGGAUAAAGAUAAGAAUGGACUAAUAACUUUUGAUGAAUUUGCUUCAAUGAUGCGUAUACAAGAAAAAGCACAAAUUUCUCAUAGAAUACAAUGCCAAAAACGAAUAAUUAAUUUGUCGAAUGAACAACCAGAAAUACGGCAAGAAUUACUUGCUCAAUUUCGUCUUUUCGAUAAAGACAAUGAUGGGUUUAUUUUACCCGAGGAAAUGAAGAAAUUGAUAAGUGAACUUCGAUUGGGAAAGAACUUCCCGGAAAGUGUUGUUGAUCAGUUAUUUUUGGAGGCAGACGCAGAUGGUGAUGGAAAGAUAAGCUUUGAAGAAUUCGUCAUGGCAGUCGUUUGAAGAGGAAAAAACGAAAUAUAUGUAUAAGUAAAGAUACUCAUCAAAUUAUUAAUUUCUAUUAAUAUUAGGACAGCACUUCUUUUUAUCCA
Molecule: messenger RNA, 598 nt
Organism: Meloidogyne enterolobii
Lineage: Eukaryota; Metazoa; Nematoda; Chromadorea; Rhabditida; Meloidogynidae
Source: the annotation of a GenBank genome assembly